UAGCUAAAAGACCCACAUGGAUGGAUCCUUAAAUAUCAUCACCAUACACAAGAGAUCACACCGACUGUGCGAAGAAGAAAAGAAAAGCUUCAAAUAAGGUAUAGGAUGGGAGUGGUGAUAAUCGACGGAACAACGGUGAAGGACUUCGUGAGCGACGAGGUGCUGUUCAAGAAGAGCGUGGACGAGCGUUUUGCUGCUCUAGAUCUCAACAACGAUGGCGUUCUGUCCCGGUCGGAGCUGCGGAAAGCGUUCGAGUCGAUGAGAUUGAUCGAGACCCACUUCGGCAUGGACGUGGCCACCUCGCCGGAUGAGCUGACGCAGCUCUACGAUUCCAUAUUCGAUAAGUUCGACUGCGACCAGAGCGGGACGGUGGAUCUGGACGAGUUCAGGGAGGAGAUGAAGAAGAUUAUGCUGGCCAUAGCCGACGGGCUUGGUUCUUGCCCUAUUCAGAUGGCUCUCGAGGACGGCGAUCAGAGCUUUCUCAAACAGGCUGCAGAUCUUGAGGCUUCCAAGACCUCCUAGCUGCCUGCUGCCUGCUCCCUGCUCAUGCCUUCCUUCACUUCACUUUUUUUUGUUUUUUGUUUGUUUUGAAAACUAAACUUCACUUCACUUCACUUCUUGCGACUUCUUUUCUUGUGUUUUUGUUUUUCUCUUUAUGGAAGGAAUGGAGGUAUAUAAGCUUAUGUUUUGUACCAAAUGCAAUAUGUUAUUAUCUUUUAAUUUGAUAAAUAAGAUGUAUGUUAAAGGAAAAAAGAGCCGAUGGGAGUAGGAA
This is a messenger RNA of Argentina anserina (silverweed cinquefoil), 772 nucleotides long. RefSeq lists its product as uncharacterized. The transcript has a single exon. NCBI's taxonomy places the organism in Eukaryota, Viridiplantae, Streptophyta, Magnoliopsida, Rosales, Rosaceae. Gene Ontology annotation, molecular function: calcium ion binding. The coding region runs from base 106 to 522 and encodes 138 amino acids. The record is from RefSeq and is a predicted model, not a curated record.